AUGACCGGUCAUUUGCAGGAUGCGCACAGGCUGUCUGUGAAAACAUGGACAGAGGAGGAGAGUGACCGAGCUGACAGCACACUUAGCAGAGGACAGUCAAUGUGUGAUGACACUUCUUCAGAGCUACAGAGAAUGGCUGCCAUUGACAGAAGGGAUAUUAACUCCCAGAAUUCCUUACGUGGGCGAGGUGCCCUGUCCAGGAUUGUUAGCAUGGUGAUGACUCUGAGAGAAUGGGCUCAGAAGAGUUUGGCUGAAGAGACGGAGCGGCCCGAUUCCUUUUUGGAACGAUUCAGAGGCCCAGCCCAAAUGGACAUACAGGCCCCACCAAGCAGGUUUAGCCACAGCCACACUGGCUCUGAAACAGAUAAUGAAGUCAGACGCACUAGACGCACGAGGAGGAAGUGUAAUAUCCUUGUGUUAUCACCAUCUGAUGAUGCGUACUACCACUGGCUGAUGGUGAUUGGUCCCGCAGUUUUUUAUAACUGGACAAUGUUGGUCGUCAGGGCCUGUUUUGAUGAGCUCCAGAUGAAGAGCAUGUUGGUGUGGCUGGUGCUGGACUAUGUCUGUGAUGGAGUCUACAUCCUGGAUAUAGCUGUUCGCCUCCACACAGGUUUCUUGGACCAGGGCUUGAUGGUGAAAGAUGUGCAGCGUCUGAGAGAAACCUACGUCCGAACCCGACAGUGUAAACUUGACAUCUGCUCCAUCCUUCCAACUGAUCUGCUGUAUCUGACUGUUGGAACCAGCUACACUCCUCUUCUUCGAUUCAACCGACUGCUACGCCUGCCACGUCUGUUUGAGUUCUUUGAACGUACCGAAACACGAACGGGCUACCCCAAUGCUUUCCGCAUCUGUAAACUGGUACUGUACAUCCUGGUGAUCAUCCACUGGAAUGCCUGUGGGUACUAUAGCUUCUCUAAGGUCUUGGGACUGGGCUCGGAUUCUUGGGUUUAUCCAAAUGCUUCAGACCCAGAGUUCGGCUCCCUGACCAGAAGUUACAUAUACUGCCUGUACUGGUCCACCCUGACACUGACUACCAUUGGAGAGACACCACCUCCUGUUAGAGAUGAAGAGUAUCUGUUCCUGAUAUUUGACUUUCUGGUUGGAGUUCUGAUUUUUGCCUCCAUUGUGGGCAAUGUUGGGGCCAUGAUUUCCAAUAUGAAUGCCACAAGAGCCACCUUUCAGACCCGUGUAGAUUCACUGAAACACUACAUGCACUUCAGACAUGUGAGCAAAGUGCUUGAGCAGCGCGUCAUUCGCUGGUUUGACUAUCUUUGGACCAAUCAGAAGACAAUAGAUGAACAGGAAGUGCUAAGGAGCCUGCCCAAUAAACUGAGAGCAGAGAUUGCUAUUAAUGUUCACCUGGACACACUGAAGAAGGUUCGUAUUUUCCAGGACUGUGAGGCAGGCCUCCUGGUAGAGUUGGUGCUAAAACUUCGACCACAGGUCUUCAGUCCUGGAGACUACAUCUGUAGAAAGGGAGAUGUGGGUAAGGAGAUGUAUAUAAUUAAAGAUGGCCGUCUGGCAGUGGUCGGGGAGGACGGAGUCACCCAGUUAGCUGUUCUGACAGGAGGAAGCUGCUUUGGAGAAAUCAGCAUCCUAAACAUUAGCGGCAGCAAGAUGGGGAACCGGCGCACAGCUAAUAUCCGUAGUCUGGGAUACUCAGAUCUCUUCUGCCUCUCCAAACAAGACCUGAUGGAGGCACUUCAAGAGUUUCCCCAUGCCAGGGCCCAGCUGGAGCAGAGGGGGCGAGACAUCCUGCAGAAAGAGGGGCUUCUAGAGGAAGUCAAUGUGUCUGCAGGAGAGGAGCUUGAGGAGAAGGUGGAAAGGUUGGAAACCAGUCUGGAUCGACUGCAGACUUGUUUGGCCCGUCUCCAAAGUGAGUUCAACUCUUCCCAGCAACGACUGAAACAGCGAAUCACAGCCCUCGAACACAACAUCACCACAGUGGUCACAGGCAGUGGUUUUCUCUCAGACGCUGACGGCAAUGAGAGUGUCUCUGGUGGUGAUGGCGUGCGCAGUGAAAUCAAUAUCCGGCUCUGA
This is a messenger RNA of Scomber japonicus (chub mackerel), 2040 nucleotides long. RefSeq names its product cyclic nucleotide gated channel subunit alpha 2a (gene cnga2a). Bases 1 to 2040 code for a protein of 679 amino acids. Gene Ontology annotation, molecular function: intracellularly cAMP-activated cation channel activity; intracellularly cGMP-activated cation channel activity; protein-containing complex binding. The transcript has 10 exons. The record is from RefSeq and is a predicted model, not a curated record. Gene Ontology annotation, biological process: monoatomic cation transmembrane transport. Gene Ontology annotation, cellular component: intracellular cyclic nucleotide activated cation channel complex; plasma membrane. Lineage: Eukaryota; Metazoa; Chordata; Actinopteri; Scombriformes; Scombridae.